Molecule: messenger RNA, 999 nt
Organism: Purpureocillium takamizusanense
Lineage: Eukaryota; Fungi; Ascomycota; Sordariomycetes; Hypocreales; Ophiocordycipitaceae
Gene: RPB8
Product: DNA-directed RNA polymerases I, II, and III subunit RPABC3
Exons: 2
Coding region: 100-564 (154 amino acids)
Biological process (GO): DNA-templated transcription
Cellular component (GO): RNA polymerase II, core complex; RNA polymerase I complex; RNA polymerase III complex
Molecular function (GO): DNA-directed RNA polymerase activity
Source: RefSeq, a predicted model, not a curated record
CGUUAUUAGUGUUGCCUCUUUGCCCGCCCUGCGAUCAAGGCAAACUUCCUCCCCCAUUCCCGUAACGCAUCGCGCGCUCGACCGCACACUACGCUCAUAAUGUCUGGCGGCAACAGCGGCGGUGGCGGCGAUGCUACCCUUUUUGAAGAGAGCUUCACCGUGACCGACUACGACCAGUCCAAAUACGAUCGCGUCGCGCGCAUCUCGUGUACUUCGACCGACUCGCAGACCGUCAUGGUACUCGACAUCAAUAUCGAGCUGUUCCCCUGCAACGUGUCAGACUCCCUGCAUGUUGUCUUGACCACGACUCUCGCGCCCGAUGGCACCAAGGACGACGACAAAGGCUGGCGCGAUGUAGGCAAGGGCGGCGAUGCGCCCGCCACCAUCGCCGACCUCUACGACUACGUGUGCCAUGGCAAGAUCUAUAAGUUUGAGGAGACGUACGACGGAAACACAAUUAACGCAUACGUCUCGUUUGGCGGUCUCCUCAUGUCGCUUCAGGGUCCCGUAAAAAAGCUCACGCCGCUGCGGGUCGACAACGUCUACCUACUCAUUAAAAAAUAGAUGAUGGCCCCGUUGUCUGUUCAGGCGAAGCUCUCAGCGCUUCUCUCCGCGGUGGCACCCCCGCGCCCCUUCGCCCAGUUGGGUUCUACUACCCCUAAAGAGUCUACACCUGGGACGAGAAGGCCCCCCCCCCCGCGCGCGCGCACUAUCGCGCGUGCCUCCAGCCGCUUUGGUGGGGUCCCGGAAAGGGCAUUCGGCGGUGCAUUCUGUCCUUGAUGGCAGGCAGCUCUGAUUCGUUGUCGUCGGUCAGGAUGCCAUGGCGAAUGAAGAAGUCGAGUACGACAAGAGCACAGUUGUGCUUGAAUUUGUCGUUGGCAAGAUCCCUCUUGACCUGAUUUACGUCGCACAGGUAGAAUUCGUCGACUUCGCCGUCUUUAGGCUGAGGGAUCACAUCGUCAGGUAGCUCGAGAUCAUAGAUCCAUUGACACUCGGGGU